AUGUCAGCUAAAAAUGAUCCAGGGGACAAAGUCCUCGAAGGCACUAUCGAAAUGAAGGCUGAAGUCACCAAUGAAAAGCCGUUGCGCAACACGCGUGAUCUUCCUGAUAUCAAAAACCUUACCGUGGAAGAGUUGUAUGACAAAGACAAGUAUGAUUUGUCCACCAUGGAGCCUGGCGAUGUCUUUGUCUUGCUACAAACGUCAUCUGAAGGUCUCACCUCCAAUGAAGCUGCAGCUCGUGUGGAGAAGUUUGGAUACAACAAAAUCGAGCACAAGGAACAAAAUCCAUUCUUACAAUUCCUUGGUUUCAUGUGGAAUCCUCUAUCAUGGGUGAUGGAAGCUGCUGCCAUUGUUGCUAUUGCUCUUUCAAACGGCGAAGGCCGUCCACCAGAUUGGCCUGAUUUUGUUGGCAUUGUCUUGUUGUUGUUGGCCAACUCCUUGAUUGGUUUUCUUGAAGAACGUCAAGCUGGUAAUGCUGUCAAGGCCUUGAUGGAAGCACUGGCACCCGAAUGCAAGGUUAAACGUGAUGGCGAGUGGCAAACAAUGGAAGCUGCCAACUUGGUACCAGGCGACAUUAUUAGUAUCAAGCUGGGUGAUGUCGUGCCUGCUGAUGGUCGUCUUAUCACAGCUCAUGGUGCAGUCUCAAUCGAUCAAGCAGCUCUUACAGGCGAAUCAUUACCAGUGGGCAAAGAAGUUGGCGAUGAGGUGUUUUCAGGAUCAACGGUGAAACAAGGCGAAGCCGAGGCAGUGGUGAUUGGUACUGGUCUCAAUACUUUCUUUGGUCGUGCAGCCAAACUUGUAGGCGAGGCUGGUGAUGAGCUUGGUCAUUUGCAAACCAUUUUGGCAAGCAUUGGUAACUUUUGCUUGUGCAGCAUUGGCAUCUUCGUGGUGCUUGAGAUCAUCAUCAUGUAUGCAGCGUUCCAUUAUUCUUAUCGGCGUGGUAUUGACAACAUCCUCGUAUUGCUCAUUGGCGGUAUUCCAAUUGCCAUGCCAACCGUCUUAUCCGUUACCUUGGCGAUUGGUGCCAAACAGCUUGCUGAACAUAAGGCUAUUGUCACUCGCAUCACUGCUAUUGAAGAAAUGGCAGCUGUUACCAUCUUGUGCUCUGAUAAAACCGGUACAUUGACCUUGAACAAGCUGAUCGUUGAUAAGCCCACCGUCAAGUGCUAUGCUGAAUUGGAUGCAGAUGAAAUCAUGCUGAUCUCAUCAUAUGCCUCGCGUACUGAGAAUCAAGAUGCCAUUGACUUUUGCAUUGUCAACUCAUUGCCUGAUAGUAAGCAAGCUCGUGAAGGCAUUGAAGAACUUGAAUUCAAGCCGUUUAAUCCCGUUAUCAAGCGCACGGAGAUCACCUAUAAGCGUCUAUCCGAUGGCAAAGUUAUGCGUGCUACUAAGGGCAUGUCGGCAUUCAUCAUGGAUUUGUGCACACGCAACAAAACGGAUCAACAAAUCAAGCAGCUCGAAGAAGAUGUCGAUGAAUUUGCACGCCGUGGUUUACGUUCACUUGCUGUUGCUGUGGAUGAGGUCCCAAGUGGAGAUCCUGAAGGUGAAGGUCUUGGUUUUCGACUCGUUGGUCUGCUUCCCAUUUAUGAUCCUCCUCGUUCUGAUACCAAGGAAACAAUCGAUCGUGCCAUUGCAUUGGGUGUGCAAGUUAAAAUGAUUACGGGCGAUCAAUUGGCUAUUGCAAAAGAAACCGGUCGUCGUCUUGGCAUGGGUGAUGACAUGUACCUUUCCCAAUCUCUCAAAGAAGGUCCACCACCAGGAUCUGGAUAUACCACCGUGGAUGAUCUCGUGCUCAAGUGUGAUGGCUUUGCUGGUGUGUAUCCCGAACACAAGUAUGAAAUUGUUGAACGAUUACAAGCAAUGGGCCACAUGACAGCUAUGACAGGUGAUGGUGUCAACGAUGCACCAGCACUUUCCAAAUCCAAUGUGGGUGUUGCCGUUGCCGAUGCAUCCGAUGCAGCUCGUUCAGCAGCCGACAUUGUAUUGACCGAACCAGGUUUAUCAGUCAUCAUUGAAGCGUUUGUUCAUUCACGUCGUAUCUUCCAGCGAAUGCGAAAUUAUUCAAUCUACACUUGCUCGGUCACCAUUCGUAUCGUUGUUGGUUUUGCUAUUAUGUGCUUUGCUUUCGAGUUUGAUUUCCCACCUUUCCUUGUGCUGAUUAUUGCUGUCAUCAAUGAUGGUACUAUCAUGACCAUAUCCAAGGAUCGCGUACGUCCAUCACCUUUCCCUGAUAGCUGGAAUCUCUUUGAGAUCUUUUCUUAUGCGAUUGUCUAUGGCCUCUACCUUGCUGCUUCAACCAUUGUGUUCUUUGCCGUUCUUUACAAGACGUCGUUUUUCCAAACCCACUUUGGUGUGCAAAACUUUACCGAUCCAAACGAUCCAGUAUUACACGCGGUGAUUUAUCUUCAAGUGGCAUCCAUUUCUCAAGGUCUCAUUUUUGUUACUCGCUCGCAUGGAUUCUUUUUUAUGGAACGACCAUCAACAUUGCUCAUGUGUGCAUUCGUUCUAGCACAAAUUGUGGCGACAUUUAUCUCAGUGUAUGCACAAUGGGGAUUCACCAGCAUUCAAGGUAGUGGCUGGACAUUGGCAGGCAUUGCAUGGGUAUGGAACUUUGUUUGGUUUCCUCCCCUCGAUUGGCUUAAAUUUGCUAUGCAACGUGUAUUCCGUCCAAAGUCAACAGCUGCCGCCAUCCAACAAGGUGCUGGUGCCCCUCGUUCGAGACGCUCAUCCAUUGUUUCCACCUCAGCAUCAGCACGCUAUUAUGCCAAUCGCACACGAUCACUACGUGCUCUCGAACGUCCUCGUAACUUUGGUCGUCGUUUGCUUGGCCUCAACAAGAAAUUGUCCAUGGAUCCAACGGAGUUACGUCGUUUCUCUUCUAUUCAGACGAGUCAAGCCGCUCAAGUGCUCAACAGUGGCAACAACAACAACCGAUCAUAG
Molecule: messenger RNA, 2940 nt
Organism: Lichtheimia ornata
Lineage: Eukaryota; Fungi; Mucoromycota; Mucoromycetes; Mucorales; Lichtheimiaceae
Product: plasma-membrane proton-efflux P-type ATPase
Exons: 3
Coding region: 1-2940 (979 amino acids)
Biological process (GO): proton export across plasma membrane; regulation of intracellular pH
Cellular component (GO): plasma membrane
Molecular function (GO): ATP binding; P-type proton-exporting transporter activity; ATP hydrolysis activity
Source: RefSeq, a predicted model, not a curated record